CUUCCACGCGAACAGUCGACUGUGUUUGACCGCGAUUCCGAGUCCCCCACUUCCCGUGACAGAUUUAAGGUUUCUCUCCCCCAAAGAUCCCGGCCAGAUAUGCAAAUACAUUGUAGGCGGCGGUCCCUCAGAUAAGAUAAGCCUGCUCUGGAGGCGAUAAGUCGGAAGAUCAAAUAGUCGCAAUUACAGAGGUGACUGAACCCCCAGCAACGGGGACCAAAAUGCAGGAGUCCGGCAGUUCGACGGGUCAGGGACCCUCGCUGUGCCUGGAGUGGAAGAACCUCAACUACUAUGUGCCCGCCCAGGAGCAGAGCAACUACAGCUUCUGGAACGAGUGCCGCAAGAAGCGGGAGAUCAAUAUCCUCCAAGACGCCAGCGGGCACAUGAAGACCGGCGACCUCAUCGCCAUCUUGGGCGGAUCCGGCGCGGGCAAGACCACGUUGCUGGCGGCGAUUUCGCAACGGCUGCGCGGUAACCUGACCGGGGAUGUGGUUUUGAACGGCAUGGCCGUGGAUCGGCAUCAGAUGACGCGCAUCUCCAGCUUUCUGCCUCAGUUCGAGAUCAAUGUGAAGACGUUUACGGCCUACGAACAUCUCUACUUUAUGUCCCAUUUCAAAAUGCACCGCCGCACCACCAAAGCGGAGAAGCGCCAAAGGGUGGCGGACCUCCUCCUGGCAGUGGGUUUGCGGGACUCCGCGCACACCCGCAUUCAGCAGUUGUCGGGCGGAGAGAGAAAGCGACUCAGUUUGGCGGAGGAGCUGAUCACAGAUCCCAUAUUCCUCUUCUGCGAUGAGCCCACGACGGGAUUGGACAGCUUCAGUGCCUACUCGGUGAUCAAAACAUUGAGGCACUUGUGCACGAGGCGAAGGAUUGCGAAGCACUCCCUGAACCAGGUCUACGGCGAGGACUCCUUCGAGACCCCCAGUGGAGAGAGCAGCGCUAGUGGCAGUGGAAGUAAGUCCAUCGAAAUGGAGGUGGUGGCCGAGUCCCACGAGAGUCUGCUGCAGGCGAUGCGGGAGCUCCCCACUCUGGGCGUCCUGAACAACAGUCCAAACGGAACCCACAAGAAGGCGGCCAUCUGCUCCAUCCACCAGCCCACGUCGGAUAUCUUCGAGCUCUUCACCCACAUCAUCCUGAUGGAUGCCGGCAGGAUAGUCUACCAAGGACGCACCGAGCAGGCGGCCAAGUUCUUUACAGACCUGGGAUACGAACUCCCUCUGAACUGCAAUCCUGCUGAUUUCUACCUGAAAACCCUGGCCGACAAGGAGGGAAAGGAGAAUGCUGGGACUGUGCUCCGCGCCAAAUACGAACACGAGACGGAUGGACUCUAUAGCGGGAGCUGGCUGCUUGCCCGUAGCUACAGUGGGGAUUACCUGAAACACGUGCAGAACUUCAAGAAAAUCCGCUGGGUAUAUCAGGUUUACCUGUUAAUGGUGCGCUUCAUGACAGAGGACCUGCGGAAUAUCAAGAGUGGCCUCAUAGCCUUUGGCUUCUUUAUGAUCACAGCUAUCACUCUGUCCCUCAUGUAUUCCGGAAUUGGUGGACUUACUCAGCGAACAGUUCAGGAUGUAGGCGGCUCCAUCUUCAUGCUGAGCAAUGAGAUGAUCUUCACGUUCAGCUACGGAGUGACCUAUAUAUUCCCCGCCGCUCUGCCCAUCAUCAGAAGGGAGGUUGGCGAGGGCACCUACAGCUUGUCCGCCUACUACGUGGCCCUGGUGCUGUCCUUCGUUCCGGUGGCCUUCUUCAAAGGAUACGUCUUCCUGUCGGUGAUUUACGCCUCCAUAUACUACACACGAGGCUUCCUUCUCUACUUGAGUAUGGGCUUCCUGAUGAGCCUAUCCGCUGUGGCUGCCGUCGGCUAUGGGGUGUUCCUCUCCAGCCUCUUCGAGUCGGAUAAGAUGGCCUCCGAGUGCGCAGCGCCCUUUGAUCUGAUCUUCCUGAUUUUCGGUGGAACCUACAUGAACGUGGACACGGUGCCUGGCCUGAAGUAUUUUUCCCUCUUCUUCUACUCCAACGAGGCGCUGAUGUAUAAGUUCUGGAUUGACAUCGACAACAUUGACUGUCCCGUCAACGAGGACCAUCCCUGCAUCAAGACGGGCUUAGAGGUACUUCAGCAGGGUUCUUACCGCACCGCCGACUACACCUACUGGCUGGAUUGCUUCAGCCUCAUGGUGGUGGCCGUCAUAUUUCACAUCGUCUCCUUCGGUUUGGUGAGACGAUACAUUCAUCGCAGCGGUUACUAUUGAUUGGGGCGCUUUUAUUAUACUAAUUUCAGUUUACACUCUUACAGAACUUGAUUUCAGCUUAAUUUCAGUUGUAUUGAGUACACACGCGGUUUAGUUAGUUAAAAUUUGUAAUUUUUAAGCACAAACUCUUCUUAAUACAUCUAAACUUCAGUGGAAAAUAUUGCAUUCAUCAAACGUGAGUCGCAUAAAAUAAAUCCCAUAUAGAUCCUA
Molecule: messenger RNA, 2456 nt
Organism: Drosophila biarmipes
Lineage: Eukaryota; Metazoa; Arthropoda; Insecta; Diptera; Drosophilidae
Product: protein brown
Exons: 8
Coding region: 222-2246 (674 amino acids)
Biological process (GO): transmembrane transport
Cellular component (GO): plasma membrane
Molecular function (GO): ABC-type transporter activity; ATP hydrolysis activity; ATP binding
Source: RefSeq, a predicted model, not a curated record